UAUCGAUAACCGCUGUUAGCCGCUUUCGCAAACAGAAGAAGAAGCAAGAAGUAAACAAACUAGACAUCCAACUAUAUCUUAAUUAUUUUUUAUGCCAAAACAAUGCAAAUAAAUCCAAAAAUCCACACAGAAGCGCAAAUAAAAAACGAGCAGGAUGCAAAUCAGGCGCGCAUCUCCCAAAUUGAGGAGUUCAUCAACGAUGUGCUGAAAGAGGACCUCAGACAGCUGGAAAAGUGCAUCGGACAGUUCAACGAGGAGAUCAUGGAAUAUGUGCAGCUGAAAAACACCCUCCAGACCUUCGACAGCCACCUAACAGAUGGCUACAAAACGCAAGUCAAUAUCGGCAGCAACGUAUUCAUGCAAGCUCGCGUCCGGAAAAUGGACAGCAUUCUGGUCAAUGUGGGCAAGAAUGUGUACCUGGAGAUGAGCAUUCCGGAGGCAGAACGCUUCAGCGACACCCGCGUCAAGAUCUUGACCAAGCAAUCCGAUGUCCUGCGCGAAGAAAGCGUCAAGAAAAGGGCCCAAAUCAAAAUGGCACUAAUAGCAAUCAGCGAAAGAGCCAAACUAAUUCAGCAGGAUGAGAACAAGUAGUCUAACUGCCUCCACAGAAGCAGAUAAUGAGUACUCUUUAAGAGCUUUGGCUAGUUAACUUGUGACAACAAGGAUUCAAGGAGUUUUCAAUAACUCUUGAGUGAUCAGUUUUACCAAGAUUA
Messenger RNA from Drosophila yakuba, 713 nucleotides. It is a transcript of the gene Uxt, whose product is annotated as protein UXT. Lineage: Eukaryota; Metazoa; Arthropoda; Insecta; Diptera; Drosophilidae. The transcript is spliced from 2 exons. Gene Ontology annotation, molecular function: transcription corepressor activity. The record is from RefSeq and is a predicted model, not a curated record. The coding region runs from base 103 to 591 and encodes 162 amino acids. Gene Ontology annotation, biological process: regulation of transcription by RNA polymerase II.